Messenger RNA from Alternaria rosae, 669 nucleotides. RefSeq lists its product as uncharacterized. Bases 136 to 648 code for a protein of 170 amino acids. The transcript has a single exon. NCBI's taxonomy places the organism in Eukaryota, Fungi, Ascomycota, Dothideomycetes, Pleosporales, Pleosporaceae. The record is from RefSeq and is a predicted model, not a curated record.
CUUAGAUGAAUUAAGCCCUAAGAUUUUUGCUGUAUUUUGGUUUAUAGACAGGAGCCAGCGUCUACCUUAGAGUUAGACUACAGUUUGGAAAUCACGAGUCCCUUGCCGAGUGCGGCGUCGUGCAUCACCAGACACAUGGAAACUUUGGUAGGUUUGACGGCGCCACUCCGACUCCUCCCGCAAAGGGAGGCCCUUCCAGUACCAGCGACGGGCAACCGCCGGGAAACACACAUCGUUGGGAAAAGCCCAGUCGCGGUCGACCCGCCAACAAAACGGGCCGAUGUCUCGGGAGAGUGCCAAACUCGGGAGAUAACCACCAGGUUCAAGCGAGCAACGAGGCGAGGCUGCUCAUUAUCGAAUCUAGAGUCGGUUGGUGCUCCGUGCCGCGUUCACGAUAGAUUAAUGGCGCCUGUCUUCGAGUUACAUAACGUGUAUUCGCCUGCUGCUCGAGAGAUGUUGCCUGCUAGAUGGUGCAGGUCGCGUCUCGCAAGGUCCUUCGAGUGGUCUGGGAUUCUGCAUCCCGAAGGUCCCCAUAGUGUUGCAGAUGUUGGCAAUGAUGGGGAACAGGUACAUGAGACACACGAAUAUUGGACAAGCCGCGGCCUGCAUCAUCUUGCAGCUGGGGCGCGUAAACGAUGCACAGCAUAGUCAAUGGGGAAUCGAGUGGUG